This is a messenger RNA of Zootermopsis nevadensis, 2038 nucleotides long. It is a transcript of the gene Sbp2, whose product is annotated as SECIS-binding protein 2. NCBI's taxonomy places the organism in Eukaryota, Metazoa, Arthropoda, Insecta, Blattodea, Termopsidae. The record is from RefSeq and is a predicted model, not a curated record. Gene Ontology annotation, cellular component: ribonucleoprotein complex; mitochondrion. Gene Ontology annotation, molecular function: mRNA 3'-UTR binding; ribonucleoprotein complex binding; selenocysteine insertion sequence binding.
AGUUCCAUUUUUCACCAAUCAUACUGAAGCACCAGCUAUUAAUGAGAUGGAAUUUCCAACAGUGGAAGAAUCGAGGAAGCCAAGAAUUAAGUUAAAUGAGGAUCUUUCAUCUGGAGUUCGAGGUGACGACCAAGAAGGAAGCCGUACAGAUGAAGUACAAGUGGAACUAAGUAAUUUGGGAAGUAAUAACAGUUACUGUGAUCAAUCUUCAAAUACAGAACGGGAAGCCAUUUUACCAGCAAGUAGCAUGUCUUCAAGAAAUAGAAAGAGGAAGGACCCAAUCCAGAUUGAUCUUAUGAACUUGAUUAAGACUCAGCCCUCAAGAUGUAAUAGGGGACAAGGCGAGAAGGGAGGCAUGUCGAAGGUGGGCAGAUGGGUGCAGAAAGGCGACAGUAGAGUUUGGUACUCAGGAAACCAGUUGGAUGCUUCGAACCCCGAGAGGAAACGAGGCAAGAAGAAAGAGGUGCCUAAGAAAAAGAAGGUCACUGUUCUGAAAAAUGCUAUUCUCGAGGAAAGAGCAUUACGACAGAAGCUACGCGCUUCACGAGAGCAAACGCAGGAUGUGAACGUACAGCCUGAGUCUUCACAGGAACAAGUUGACGGCAUCGCUGUUGUUAACGGUGAUGAUGAAAUGACAGCUGAUUCCUGGGUAAAGCGAACUGCACCAGACAGAGCACCGUCUAAAACAAAAGAGAGCGUGGAUUUAUGUGUGACAGGAACUGACGUAUUUGAGGAAGUAGCAGGCGGUGGUAAUUUUAAGAAGGCGGGCGAUCUGAAUAUUACAGAAAUCUUAGAUUUAACACAGCACGUACAGGAGAAGUUGAGUUUAAGUACAGAUGAUAAAGCCAAAAUACUUUUACAAAAUAUAUCACAUGUACCUGAAAAUGCUCAAGAGGCGAUAAAGACGACUGGAAUGCAGGAGGAUGACUGUACUGUGGUCCUUCCUGAAUCACCAAAACAUGGCUGCACAGAUGUGAUUCAGAGAUUUUUUGUCCACAGUCGCAGAUUUAGAGAGUACUGUGAUAACUCUUUAACCGUCCCACUCAACAGUGCCGUCAAACUACUGCUCAAGGACAUUGUGAAGUUUCAAGAUCGUCAAUACCAUCGUGAUCCCGUGAAAGCAUUUGCCAAGCGCAGAUACGUGCUGGGAUUUCGAGAAGCUAAGAAGCACCUGCAGCUCAAGAGAUUGAAACUGAUCGUAGUAGCUCCUGAUCUUGAAGUUGCCAAAGUCAAAGGAGGAAUUGACGACACCAUAGCUCAACUGAAAGAAGACUCCACGGCCCAAGGAGUGCCUUGCCUGUUUGCCUUAUCUCGCAGAGAACUGGGCUUUGUGACUUUCAGGAAAGUUGGGGUCAGCUCCAUCGGCAUCUGUAGUUACGAAGGUUCGGAGGAAAACUUUAAGAAUGUGAUGGAGCAUCUGACGGAAGCACGGAGACACUACAAGGAGCAAACUCGGCUCACGUUAACGGCGCCUACUGUUGGUGCGGUCAGCGAUAUAGACGAGAAUGCAAGCGUGACCGAUCAGGUGAUUGCGUCGAUGUUGUCGAAACUGACAGGAAACUCUUCGGGGGACAGCUCGUCUGUUUUUAUUUCUGCCAUUGAACAUACAGCGAAUCAGGAAACAGAACUCUGAUUGUGUACGGUGAGUUACGUAUCGUCGUCGCACCUCUUGAUGGGUACUUGCAUAAUUAUGCGAUGUGGAAAUAAUAAAUGCGUCGUAUUCGGUUUUUCUUUCAUGUAAACAAGUUGUGUUCAGAACAUAUUUUUUAUUUUUGUUACAGCUAUAUUUUGUAUGGAUUUUGCUUUGUUUUAUUUGGAUUUUUUGUUUCCUUUGCCUCCCACUUUAAAUUUAUUAUUAUUGCUGUAUCAAAUGAACUUUUUAUUUGCUCAUUAAAUAAAUGUAUUCCCUUUUGAAUCCAUACCCCAAUCUUUAUCACCAUUCUAAGAUUGUAAGGUUAUGUUCAUGCCGCAAUGUAAUCCUAAGAAUAUUUUGUGGCAUCUCGUAUUAACCUUUAUCAUACAGGAAUAAAACUAACUA